CCACUUUAAGAUUGGAAAAAUUGAUUUUUUAGUCCCUCUUUCCAACCUCAUUUUAUCUUCAAGUUUGCGGUGUAAACACUGAAAGCUAGCUAUCUUAUCUACUGCAUUUUGUGUAUCAGGAGGCACGGCCGGCAGACACGGCAAAUUAAGGCAGAGAUUUAUUUGAAAGUUGACCAGCUUGACGUAAUUUUGUGCAAUUGAACCACGCCACAAAGAGACGACACGUAGAAAAAUCAUCGGCUGCAAACGUGAAGAAGUCAAACAAAGGAAAAGAUGGAGCAGAAUCGAAUGGCACCCUGCAUUCAGCUACCGUUGGACAAUAAAUUGCUCGAGAGCGUUGUAGAGAAGGCCAAGGAUUGGGCUUUGAUGCACGGAGCCUGCAUGCGCUCAAAAACCAACUUGAACAAGGAUGUCUUGCAGUUUGCUCCGUUUGUCUUGUUGCCAUCGACUUUCCCAAGGAGAGAGUUCCAAAAAGCUGUGGAAAUCCAGCCUAUCCUGAACGAACUCAUGCACAAGGUCGCUCACGAUUAUGAGUUUUUAUCCAGCAGUUUGAAAAGCACUAACACCGUUGAUAAUUUCACGAGAAGGUUGUUUGAGAUUUACGAAACCGUGAGAAAAGAUGGCAUUACUCAGCCCAUCAGUCUGGGGCUGGUUCGCUCGGACAUUAUGUUAGAGUCCGCGUGCAGUGGCAAAGAGCGCGGUUCAGCGGCCAAAUCCGAUCCGUAUUGUUGCUGGAAGCAGGUGGAAAUCAACACGAUAGCGUCAGGGUUUGGCUGGUUGGGCCCAGCCUCCGGCCUCAUCCAUAGGUACGUCCUGCAAGAGCUUGGCAGAAUGGAUAUGAUCCAAAACCUCCCUGAAAAUCGUGCUCUUCAGGGUCUCUGCCAAGGAAUGCUUGAGGCUUGGAAAUUAUACAACAACGAGAAAGCUGUUAUCAUGUUCGUCGUGGAAGAUGUCACUUACAACAUUUGCGAUCAACGCUUUCACGAAUUCGAGCUGCGCUCCCAAAAUCCAAACGUGCCAGUAAUCAGACGCAAUCUGACCCAGAUUUCGGAGAGAGCCAAACUCGGAUCCAAGAAAGAGCUCAUCUUGGAUGAUAUGGAAGUCGGCGUCAUUUACUUCAGAGCAGGCUACGAACCAGGGCAAUACCAUUCUGAAAACGAGUGGAACGCACGCCUGCUGAUGGAGCGCUCCAAAGCUAUCAAGUGUCCGAGCAUUUAUUACCACCUGGCUGGGACCAAGAAGGUGCAGCAGGCACUCGCAAAGCCAGGCGUCCUAGAAAAAUUCCUCUCACCAGACAAAACUUCCGUCGUCAAGGAAAUCUUUACUGGACUCUAUUCUCUGGACAAGGAUGAGUUUGGAGACCGAGCCGUUCAAAUGGCGAUCGAAAAUCCUGGCCACUUUGUGUUGAAACCUCAGCGAGAAGGCGGCGGCAACAACGUGUACGGAGACCAAGUACGCACUGCAGUUGAGGCAAUGAAGGAUUCUGAGGAGCGGUCUGCGUGGAUUCUGAUGGAGAGGAUUUCGCCACCGAUGCAGCUGAAUUACCUGGUCAGACCUGGCGACCCCAACAAUGGGUGUCCACCCUUGAGCGACGUGGUCGGAGAACUAGGAAUCUUUGGAGUUGUGAUUGGAGACUCUGAAAAGAUUCUGGUGAACAAGCAAGUUGGUCACAUGCUUCGAACCAAGCUGAGCACCGCAGAUGAGGGUGGCGUAGCUGCCGGCCUUGGCGCCCUCGACAGCCCUUACCUGGUUGACCUUUCUAGUUGCUGCGAGUAAUUUAGAAUCCAAUUUGUAUUUGCUUAUACGACUGUUUGUAAAAACAAACUAAAACGACACUAUCACUUUCAUGCUGAUAAACGACCUAUUGUUAUUAGCAUUUAUGAUAAUUGUGCCUAUAUUAUUCUUAUUUUAUCAUUCCAGCUUUUACUAAAUCACAUUAUUUGGAUGAAUGAAUCUUUUUUGUUUUUCGUGGUUGAAAUUAGUCAAUUUUUGUUAUACUGAUUUUAUGUUCAUGAGACAAACAGUUGUUUUCAGUGUAGUACCACUUGUUGUGGCUAGAGCUUGAGAAUUUUUUAUCUUUUUCACCUUCCAAGCCAUACUUUUGGAGUGAAAAAUAUUUGUAAUCUAUGGUUGCGGCGCUGGGAGAUCAGUGGUUACCAAAAAUAAAAUAAUAUUUUUCCAAA
Messenger RNA from Cloeon dipterum, 2183 nucleotides. RefSeq names its product glutathione synthetase-like. NCBI's taxonomy places the organism in Eukaryota, Metazoa, Arthropoda, Insecta, Ephemeroptera, Baetidae. The transcript has 11 exons. The record is from RefSeq and is a predicted model, not a curated record. Bases 274 to 1776 code for a protein of 500 amino acids. Gene Ontology annotation, cellular component: cytosol. Gene Ontology annotation, molecular function: glutathione synthase activity; glutathione binding; ATP binding. Gene Ontology annotation, biological process: glutathione biosynthetic process.